CAGUGACAUCACCAGUGACAUCACCAGUGACAUCACCAGUGACAUCACCACUGCAGGUCGUGGUCCAGGAGGGAAAACUGGACCUGAUCAUGAACCCGGUCUUCCUCAAACUGAUCCAGGUCAAGUGGAACCUGUACGGCAGGUUGGGGGCGUGGCUAAGACUCAUCUUCAACUUCCUGUUUAACGUCUCCUGGACAACCGUCGCCAUCUCUGUCUCCGUCCACCGAGACUCACCUGAUCGCUACGUCCUGCCCAAGGACUGGUGGCGAGUCCUCCUGGUCGUCAUGGCGAUCCUGCUGACCCUGCUGGAGGUCUUCAGGGAGGUCCAGGACAUCCUGGUGUCCAGGAGGAAGCUCCGCCGGUGGAGACAGUGGGAGGAGCGUCGUCUCCAUGACGACCUGCGCUGCUGCCACCCCAUGUGGCCUCAGGAGAUCCAUUUCCUUCUGCAGCAGCUCAAACGGGUUCAGAGGACGAGAGGAAGCUACAGUCUGGACCUGUGGAACGUCUGUGAUUGGCUCGUCUACUGUCUCCUCAUCACGUCCUUCAUCGUCCACCUGGCCGACGUCUUCCACCCCGUGGACUUCCUGCACGUGCUCAGUCUGCGCCUGUUCUCCAUCACCGUCAUCUUCCUGUGGCUGCGACUCAUGAAGCACGUCAGGGCCUUCAGACUGAUGGGGCCGUUCAUCGUCAUGCUGGGGAACAUCGUGGGGGACGUGAUGCGUUUCCUGUUCCUGUACCUGGUGAUCUUCAUCCCGUACGCCUGCAGCUUCUGGAUCAUCUUCGGAGGCUCCGCCUCCGUUCCCAGCAUGCAGUCUGUGUCGGGGCUGCUGUUCAGCCUGUACCGCAUCACGCUGGUGGACGAGUACGAGUUUGCUGCCAUGGCAACGGUGGACGCCGUCAUGGCCCCGCUGCUCUGUGGGUCGUUCCUGGCAGCGUCCUCCAUCCUCUGUGUCAACCUGCUGGUGGCCCUGCUGACGGAGACCUUCCAGAGGGUGUACGAUAACUCGCAGGCUAACGCCGUGAUGCAGCAGGCCGCCGUCAUCCUGCAGCUGGACGAGUCCUUGCCCUGCCUCCGCCGUUUCUACGACAACCAGUACAUCUCCAAACACUGCUCCCCAUUGGUCGAUGACAUCACAGGAAGCUGCCGGCGGCACCAGGAGCUGGGCAGCGUCCCGGCCCAGAUCAAGGAGACUCUGGACCGGUUCCUGGUUCUACAGGGGGACCGGGAAUCAGAGACUCUGGACCGGUUCCUGGUUCUACAGGGGGACCGGGAAUCCGCCCCACGCUCACGAGUCCAGACCAUACCGGAGCAGAACCACGACAUCCAGGACCAGGAGCUGCAGAGACAGGAGCUCCAGGACCAGCAGAGACAGGAGCUCCAGGACCAGGACCAGUUCCAGGACCAGUUCCAGGACCAGCAGAGACAGAAGAGAAAACCUCGCUGGUCCAAGGCUCAACACGUCCUGCACCACCGACACUCAAGUGUGAGGGACGUCUAA
Messenger RNA from Cololabis saira (Pacific saury), 1499 nucleotides. Its product is annotated as polycystin-2-like. Gene Ontology annotation, biological process: calcium ion import across plasma membrane. NCBI's taxonomy places the organism in Eukaryota, Metazoa, Chordata, Actinopteri, Beloniformes, Belonidae. The transcript has 12 exons. Bases 90 to 1499 code for a protein of 469 amino acids. The record is from RefSeq and is a predicted model, not a curated record. Gene Ontology annotation, molecular function: calcium channel activity. Gene Ontology annotation, cellular component: membrane.